AUGGCGCGGCACUCGGCGGCGGGGCGGACGGACGCGUGGGGAAAUAACGACGCGAGACCCGAGCUGCGCACGCUCCAUGGGCGCGUGCUGCGGGUGUUGCUGCUGUGGUUCGUCUGUAGCGUGUGGGUGCUCGGAAUCGCGGGCUUUGUGGCGCUCUGGGCGGCGUCGCUCUUCAACAUCGCGCGAUGGGUCUUGACGCAAGGCGGGGCGUCUGUGCCGCGCUACGUGCAGCUCUAUCUGAGCUUCAUGGCAGUGUACGAGGGCUACCACUACGCCACGAGGCCGUCCCGCCACCAGUGGCCGCUGAUGCGGAGACUCAUGCGCUAUGUGUUCACGCAGUACCCGUACUUCCGCCUGAAUGUGACGGUCUUCGAAGAGCGAGAGGAAGCGGAGAGGAAGUUAAGAAAUGACGGAGGCAAGAAGGAGGGAACUACAGCAACUGCUGCUGCUUGCAAGGCUGUGGAGGAGAAUGACCUGUCACCUUUUGUGCAGCCGAACGACCGCGCGCUGUUCGCCUUCCACCCGCACGGCGUGCUCUCGUGCGGCUGGUCCUUUGGAGGCGUGCACCACAUGAGCUUCGAGCGCGCGGAUUGCCGAGAGCCACUUGGCGUGGCGGGCAGCGCGUUCCCAGUGGACAUCGAUGGGGGCCAGUCGGUUGGAGACUUGAAGAAGGCGAUCAAGGCGGAGAGUGAGGACAUUACCAUCCCGGCAAAGGACCUGAAGCUCUUCCUGGCGAAGACGGAGGGCGGCGCGUGGCUGCCAGACGACGACCAAGCUGCGCUGGAUCUGGAGGACGGAAAGGUUCAUGAGGACAUUCAAGCGUUGAUCGAUGGCGAGAAGAUGAAGGCUACGUGGACAAUUGAGGACGUGUUGACAGCUAACAAUAUGACCAAACGGAAAGGGCGCGCUCCAAAGUCGAGACAAAUCCACGUGCUGGUGGUGGUUCCGGAGGGUGCAUUUGGUUCAGCGAGCGAGACUUCCAAGAUGGAUCAACUCGUCGAAAAGGUUGACAAGAUGUACGAGCAGACUGUGCUGGGGAAACGCAAAUAUGUCCACUCGGAGGUAACCUCGACCCAGGGCAGGCAGCUUCUGAACGACUUGGAUAUUCGGGUGGAAUUUGUGCGCACAGUUCCAUUCGAUGCUGGAGAGGGUUCUUCAGUUGACCCAUACGAGUGGAAACGAGUGAUUAUUGAGAACGGCGAAGAGGUCGUACUCACUGAGGAGCAGCAGCGCAAACGAUAUCGCCGAUACGUGGAACACAACAUUGGCACUGUGCUCAAGGAGACGCAACUUUGCGUGAUUGGCGUGGAAAGAGGCACAAACAUCCUCACAGUUAAAGUUCCUGGUCGCGAAAUUGAGCUCGCUGGACGUACAGAUCUCCUCAUACUGAGUGAUCUUGUUGCGAUGAGGCCGACCGAGGUGCAGUACCUGCCUGGUGUGAAGAUGCUGAUCGAAGUGAAGAGAGACGUUAAGGCAAGCAACGACUUCCAGGCAUUGUCGGAGCUGAUCGCUUUGGAUCUGCUCGUUGACGACCCAGUAAUGGCGCUCCUUACUGAUUUGGAAGGAGAGUGGAUAUUCUUCUGGGUGGCCGAGAAGAUAAACAGUUCUGCCCGUAUCCACAAAGCGGCGAUCAACAAGCCAGGUGAAGCCUUCGAGGUAAUUAGAGCGCUACUGGUGCAGCCACCGACUGCACCCGCUGAUACUGAUACCACCGAGAUCAAGCUCCCGUAUUUCCAAAGUCCCGUGAAGAGAUUGAAGCUGAGAAAGGCGUUACCACCUAUCGGAGAGGGUGGUGACAAUGGCGGGAUUCGUGAGAGCAUCGAACGAUACUAUGACAUCGCCAGUAUGUUAGGUCCCGACAUUGAGAUGGCGCGUGCUGUGGCUCGGCAGACUGAUCCUGAUGACACUCGCUACUUCUACUCGAAUCUCGCUAACACUUAUGUAUUCAAUAAGCCCGUCGCAAUCAAUAGCAAUGCGGAUAUUCGGAAGAAGGUGAUUUCGGAAAUCCGGUCUAUGGAGUUGGCUGACAAGCUGAACUACAGCUUGGGGUAUAAGCUUAAGGCGAUCACUGCAUUCAAGAUUUUCGUCUACCAUCGCGACCAUGCUCUUGGGGAUAGCAAAGCUGUUAUUCCGAAGGUUAUCCGCGAAAACAAGCAUGUAAUCAACUUCCCUAAGACCAACAACAAGUGCGUCUUCCACUGCAUCGCCUGGCACACAUUCCAGAGCGCUAAGAAGGAUCCUCGUAGAAUUCAGGCUCAGGUGAAGGAGGCAUUCAAGCGCUACUGCUCUUUCAAGGGGGUGAAGUAUACGUUGAGUCUAUUUAGAAGCUUCAAGCCUAUUGACCUACUACAGCUCGAUGAGGUUGAGGACUGCUUCCAACUCGGUAUUAACGUAUAUAGCAUGGAUGUAGCUACCGGGAACGUAGAAUGCAUUCGUAGGUCGGACAAGGGAUAUGAAUCGAUGGAUAUUCUAUCACACGAGAAUCACGCUCUCUACAUCAAGGGCAUCGAUAUGCUUCAGUCUAAGUAUCAGUGUCCCAAGUGUGAAAUGAUUUUCGUGAGCGGUGAAAGACUCAAAAACCACAAGAAAAAUCAGUGCGAACUUGUGAAUAUUGAGAGCUUCCCUGCUGAGCCAACUAUCUACAAGCCAGCUCCUAACGCGAUUCGAUCACUGCUUGCAAAGUAUUCCAUUAAGGAUGCUAACCAGUACAUCGACCACUUCAUUGUCUAUGACUUUGAGGCAAUUCUUAAGCCUACCGCGACUCAACACAGGGAAAGUACUGUCUUCACGAACGAACACAUUCCGGUGUCUGUAAACGUAGCUGAUAGCUUAACCGAGGAGGUGCGCUGCUUUGUGAAUGAUGAUCCGAAGAUGCUGCUGACGGAUAUGUUCAAAUACAUCGGUGAUGUAUCGCUGAAGAUCCAACAGUACAAUGUCGAUAAGUAUAAGUCGCUUCUGCAAAAAAUCAUCAACGCCCACGGUCUGACAGGUAUGGAAGUUCCAGGCGUAAAUCUUGGUAAGAAGUACAAGAUGGCUGAUGUGGAGAGUUGGAUUAAGGAAGGGAAGUAUGAUAGCUUCUUCCACUUUCAUAGCAGUCUUGGCUUUGGUAAGCAGAGGUCCGACUACGGGCGACUGAAACAGCAGAUUGAUCAGGUACCAGUAUUUGGCUUUAGUUCUGGUCGAUACGAUAUCAACUUGAUUAAGAGCGACUUAUUCGCCAUCAUCGGUACUGACAACAUCAAAUCUGUUAUCAAGAACCCCAGCUACAUGUGCAUCGCUACAUCGAACAUGAAAAUGCUCGAUAUUAGCAACUAUGUACCGGCUGGUACCAGCUACGAUAAGUAUCUUACGACAUAUCUCGGUGGCUGCAAAUGUGAUGACAAAAUUAGAUGUGUCUGUGGUCUUGGUAAGGGUCUUUUCCCGUAUGAGUACAUCACCGCGUUCAAUGUACUCAACCAGACUACUAUCCCGCCUAAGUCAGCUUUUGACAGCAAGCUCCGUGGAACAAGCAUCAGCGAUGAUGAUUACGAGCGAGUAAAGUUUGUGUGGGGGUACUAUGAGAUGAAGUCCAUCAAGGAUCUACUGGUCUGGUACAACAAUCUCGAUGUAGUCCCAUUCAUCAAGGCUAUCAAAGCCCAGCGCGAGCUAUUCAUGCGUUUCGAUCUGGAUAUGUUUGCAGAUGGAGUGUCGCUACCUGGACUUAGUGAGAAGGUUAUGUAUCAGACCUGCUUCAACAAUCUCCAAUACCCGGAUAAGGCACCUGCUAACGCAUUCCAAUUUCCAACCCAUCGUAUGGGUGGCUACAAGAGUCAGGAUGCGAAGGCAAAGCGGGAAUUUGGUAUGACACUUGCUCACUUGGAUACAUUGCUGCAAAAGCAAAAGUAUCUGUGCGGUUUAUGCUACUGUAAGCUGAACGCCGAUACCGCUUCAGCAGACCGUAUCAACAACAAGCUUGGGCAUAUCGAUGGCAACAUAUUGGUUAGCUGUAUCAAGUGCAACACUGCCCGUAAGGACAUGUCGCUCAAGGGAUUCCGCUAUAAGAAAUUGCUUGAGUUCAACUCGGACAGGCUGGUGUAUAGCAUUGAUAAGGAGGAAAAAGAUAUCUACGCUAAGAUGAAGGCCAACAUUGCUGGAGGUCCAUCUAUUAUCUUCAAUCACUACGCUAAGCGCAACGAGACGAAGAUUCGCGGAGGUAAGGUCUGUAAGAAAAUUAUCGGCUACGAUGCCAACGCUCUAUACCUAUGGGCACUUGGUAAUGAGAUGCCAUGCGGACGAUUGACUACGAUCGAGGCUUAUGACGGCAUUGUCGAGGACAUCGUUUGUGAUAAGAUUUUCGGCUUCCUCGAGUGUGAUAUUCGCACACCAGAGCACUUGAAAGACUACUUUUCAGAGAUGACCCCCAUCUUUAAGAACACGCUAAUCGACUGUGCUGAUGAGAGUGUCAUUGGUCAUCACAUGUACAAGUACAACGAGGCACGUAAGCAAAGCCGAGCAAAACCAGCUCGUAAGCUGAUAGGUAGCUACUUUGGUGAAAAGAUUCUCAUAUACGCACCUUUGCUCAAGUGGUAUCUCUCUCACGGUUUGGAGAUCACCAAGACUUACAGCUUCAUCAAGGCGAAAUCUCACAAGGCUUUUGCUCCAUUUAUGGAGGCUGUAUCAAAUGCCCGGCGAGAGGGUGAUGUUGAUAAGUCGAAGGCGAUGAUUGCUGAGAUGAUGAAACUUGUAGGCAACAGUGCUUUCGGUCGAUCUGGAAUGGAUAUGAGCAAGCACAAAGAGGUCAAGUACGAGUCGAAUGACAAAGCUAUUAAGAACAAGAUUGAGCACUUUACGUUCCACGGGUUGGAGGAGCUUAAUGAUUCUUGUGAGAUUAUGAUGAAAAAGCGUCGGCUUAACAACAAGAACCCGAUCCAUUUAUCGAUUGCUAUCUAUCAGCUCGCUAAGCUGCGCAUGCUUCAGUUUUACUACGACUGCAUCGACUAUUACUUUGAUCGAUCAGACUUUCAAUAUCAGGAGAUGGACACGGACAGUGGGUAUAUCGCGUUCAGCUGCGAGAACCCAUUUAAAGAAUGCAUCAAGUCUGAGGUACGUGAUCACUUCGAUGAGCAUAAGUAUGAGUGGUUUCCGCGAGACUACAACGUCGAGGUAGCCAAGUUCGACCGCCGCACGCCUGGUCUAUUCAAGGAAGAGUGGCGAGAUGAUGCAAUGGUCUCAUUAUCAUCUAAGAACUACAUCUGCUAUCUACCGGACGAGGAGCACAAGGUCAAAAGCUCGCUCAAGAGUGAUCCGGAGAUUAAGGUCUCCUCUGGCAAGCGCGUGCCCUUUGUUAUCGAUCUUAACCAAGCUGUCCAAGAGUUUCAGAGUCCUUUCGAUUCGGCUCCUUGGACUCUUCACCCUGGUUCGAGCAUUCGCAACUUCAACGUCCGCAUUGGUUCGCAACAGACCUUCGACAUCAGCCAUGACUAUGACUUCCACCACUUUACCAACGAGAUCGCUAAGAUUGCUUCGAUUAACGGUGAUCUAACUCCCGAGCUGGUGAAUGGUCUUCUUGACUAUCAGACGUGGUCUCUAACUAACCGCGUCCUUAUCGCUGACGUUAGCCGCCUGACGGAGCGUGAUGUACCUCAGGCUAAUCAGGUCCAGGGUGUCAACGCUGGUUGCCAGGGAACCAACAUGCUUGUAUUGGUUGUGAGUGAGCAAGAGCUCUCCUAG
Phytophthora sojae is the source of this 5709-nucleotide messenger RNA. RefSeq lists its product as hypothetical. The coding region runs from base 1 to 5709 and encodes 1902 amino acids. The transcript is spliced from 5 exons. The record is from RefSeq and is a predicted model, not a curated record. Lineage: Eukaryota; Oomycota; Peronosporomycetes; Peronosporales; Peronosporaceae.